ACGCUCUGGAACCGAGCACCCAACCGGUCAGGCUCAAACAUCAGUUGGCUCGCGGGCUGGCAGCUUUCAACUUGAUUUUGGCGGUUAACAGCGUCCGAAACGCGUGUGUGGUUCAUUGAAGUUCGAUAUGUGUUUUGGAAAACUUCAUCAAUCGUUGUGGUUUAAAGUUUGGUGGUUUCAAAGGGUCGUGCUCAGGUUCUGGGGUUCAGUGAGUUGAACGUCUCGAUCUUCGUACUUAAAGAGACAUUAACAAAACUUCUUUUUUUAUUAUCGUUUAAUUUUGUAUUAAUUAUGUCUCAAAUGUUUCCGGUCGAAAUGAGAAUUUUAUUUUGUGCCUUUAUUUUGGGAUUUGCUCAAUCUUUGCCGCCAAUGUAUCCUGAAGCCAUCAGUAUAUGUGACUCCAAAGGAGAACUGGCUCUACCAUCGAAGGGCGAGGCCAGUGCUCAGACCGUUACCUUACAAGAGAGUGCUCUGUCCGAGGCUAUGUCCCUAUGCCGUCUCAAAGUUACUGCUCCAAAAUCGCAUGUUGUCAACCUGCAAUUUUUGGAUCCAGUUAACGAAACGAGAAGGACUGAAAAUGAUACAAAGGAUCAGGGCAAAAAACCUUCCUGUGUUAUGAGCAUUUAUUUACCUGACAAUACCAAAGCGCCUUUCUGGAAAGGGGAUCCAUGCUCAGAAGAAAAAUUGCCAGAUGUUGACUUACUCACAUCGGAAUUCAAAAUACUUUGGACGCCUCCAAAUAAUGAAACCAUACCUGUUCUCCAUAAUACUUUUCUUCUCACAGCUGUUGGAUCAGGUUCAUUCUGCAAAGACCCGUUCCAGCACACAUGUAUGCGUAUCGGUAACAUUCCAAUGCUGUGCAUAUCGGAUCACCUGGUAUGUGACGGUUACCCGAACUGCCCAAAAAGCUCUACAAACAACGAUGAAGAUCCCAGACUAUGUAAAACUGCCAAAAACGCUUGGGAAAAAUUCGUCGUAGAAUUGGUGAAAAAAUAUAGACCACAAUCCGACGGUGAGGGCCAGUAUGCGUUAAAACCAAACUUUAAUUCUAGUGAUGAGUGGUUUGAGUGGCAGCUAACUAAGAAAAAUGCAACAAAACCACCAGUACUCAAUGAAACCCACAGUGCUACUGAGUCCAUCUCCGCAAUGCUUAACAAAUACGGACCUUGGGGCUAUCUAAUGAUGGGUCUCCUCAUUUGUGGCACAGUACUUUUCUUCUGCGGCCUUUGGGAGUGUUGUUGCAAAAGACCAAAGCCCCGAGUUGAUGCGCCAUGUCGGGACAGCCCUAACACAGUCAUGGUGAUGGACUGUGGACACGCAGUCACUAACCCAAUGCCACCUCAAUAUGAUGAGUUGGAUUUACCGCCAUCUUAUACUACGUUGUUUCCCGCAGAUGAAGGGAGAUAUACAUCAGUAUCAGAGGACACACAAGAGCCAGUGGCGUCAAGCUCGAGUGAUGAAAUUGAAAAACCUGAAGAUGUAAACCAAAGUUUAAAUGAGGAGAAUAUUGAAACACGCGUGGCACAGGAGACAGUUUAAAAUGAGAAUGAUAGUACUAGCCGAGAGCGAACAUUAGAAAACGAUGAUAAUGAUAAUUAUUCUGAUUCAGGGUAGAAUAACAUUAUAAUCGUUAAUUUUGUUUGUUUUUUUUUUGUGUGAUAUUACGACUGAUCUAUUUAGAGCUUAUGGCCAUCACGCGUGUUAUAAUAUUUAUAAUACUUAUUAUAGGUAUGUACCUAGCGUUUUUUUUUUAAGUGUUUUUAUUUAUCUGACGUGUGAUUUUUGCAAUUAAAAAUAU
Messenger RNA from Ceutorhynchus assimilis (cabbage seed weevil), 1798 nucleotides. The record is from the annotation of a GenBank genome assembly. NCBI's taxonomy places the organism in Eukaryota, Metazoa, Arthropoda, Insecta, Coleoptera, Curculionidae.